AUGACCUCUUCUCCGCCCACUAAACCUCCCCGGGGAGUCAAACAAGGCAAAGAAACCAGUGGUCUUCUCAUGUCUGUAAUCCGAACACUAUCUGGUAGUGAGACUAAUGAACAGCGCGAGAAAGAAAGGGCCAAACUCGAGAAAGAAUAUAAGAAAAGUGAUGCACGGCUUGACGAAUUGGUCUCAGAGCAUGCUAAUGAGAUCACCGAAGUGAUGCAAAAAUUCAGUGCUGUAGGAUCAGCGCUAAGUUCUUGGGGACAGCAUUGUUCAGCAGCAGAAGCAAGGCUAUCAGCUUGUAGAGCAUUGCUACAAGUUAGAAGGGAUGACCUGCGACGUCUCUGGGCUGAUGCUAGGACACAUCACCACGCUUUGAGAAUGUUGACUGAUAUUGAAAGAGUUGUCGUCUGUGAGCGAGAAGCACGCGAGUUAAUUGGUCGAGGGCGAGUAUUGGCUGGCGCUAAUGCACUUCAGGACGCGCUGUUUAUUGCCCGUACCCGUCUACCACACGUGCACGCACUUUCUACGACCACGCAACAUCUAGAGGCUAAGAAGUUGGACCUAGUUGACAUAAUAGUAAGACGAAUAAGCGAUGCAGUUUAUAAAGAUGAACGGGCACCGCUCAAUAGGAGAGUUUCUUCUAGACGAGGGACUGCUUUAUUAUUAGCUGAGCUAACGAAAAGCGAAGAGUUGACAGACGCCCACCUCCAGGACAUCACUCCAGAAUAUGAAGCCUCGUUAGUAGAAGAUGAUAGGACAUUCGAAACUACGGUGAUGAUUUCACUCGAAGCGUUAGGUGUUUUAGAACAAUUGAAGGAAGCUACUGAGAAAUUCAAAGUCCAAAUACAGACUGAACUCUUAGAUGUUAUCGAUUCGGUUUCUCGCCGUAUAAUCGACGACGAUAUCGAGGAUUAUGAAGGUGAGGAGGACGGAGAUGUAGGUGAAACGGAGAGUGCGACAGAGACGGGUAGACCGUUGGCGCGAUUGGUCACCUGUUUAGGGGAGGAGUUUAAAGCUUGCGGUAUGAGGAAUAAAAGAUUAAUACAGGUAUGGCGCGCGUCGCUACAAAGGCAUCGUAUUCCAGACACAUGCCUCCAUACCGAAAAUCACUAUUGGAGUGCCGUACAGCAAGUGAUGCAACUCCUCUUGACUGAAUAUCUGGAGAUCGAGAGCGUGAAUUUGUCCGGUGCUCGGACGCUUACUGCGGAUGCCACGACACCGGAACUUAAGCUGUCCGAUUAUUUUGCCAAAAAGCGACCGCAGAGACGCCGAGACAAGCUCUUCAAGCUUACUGCCGCUGUGAUACCUGUCGCCAAUAGCCCACUCACGCGUCGACACCGCUAUCCCUUAGUAUGUCAGCCACACCCGGCGUUACUUCAUGCAGUGCUACCAGCGCUGCACGCCUUGUGUGCACAUUUGGAGCGACCUGGUGGAGGUGAGUGUUCACUGCGCGCCUUUAUAACCGACUACGUUCGUUGGGGGGAGAGUGAAAGACUUGUUUCGGAAGCUCGUGCGAAGAUCGAUGCUGCUAUGAAGGAAGCAGCGGCUUGGAGGGAGAGGACUCUUGUUAAUAACUCAGUUGAGAGCAACGGGCGGUGUUCGCCUGCUGCGCACGCGCAUGGAACGCAGUGCAAGAUUGCGCCGGCGCAGCGCGACGUGGCCGGUGCAUGUGGGGGGCUGGCUCUUGUAAGAGCCACUGAGGCCGCUAUAGGUUCGCUAGCGGUUCACUCUCGUGCUGCACACACCCGCCUCUCCCCUGCACCGCCCGCGCGUGCUGCUCGCUGGCUGGCGGAUGAUGACAUCGUGCGGUUCUUGCAGGCGCUACCGAACUACCGUUUGCUCCUGCACGACCAGAAGGACGCGCAUCCUACGCAGCAGGAACUGAAAGCAGCAUAUGAGCGUGAAGCUGAGAUCUUGGGGACCUCCCUCGGAGAUGGCGAAGUGUCGAUAAGGGAGGUGGUCGUGGACAUUCAUUUGUUGGAAGAACUAGCUUUGCUAGCGGAGACUAUGGAAUGGAUAAGCUCCAACAUUCGUCACCUGCCGAGCUCUCUUAGUGCCCCCGGGGCGGGUGGCGUUCUGCACCUCACCGAUAAAUUCGUGAAUGACCUCAACGCAGCCGCGUCUAUCUUUGACGAAAUAGCACAGAAGUGCCUUCUCUUCUUACAUUUGGAGAUGCGUAUAGAAUGCUUCCACUAUUUGGGCCAAGAGUGGGACGAUCGUGGGGACGGGACGGACAGUGAGGGCGAAGCGGGUGGUGUGGGCCGACUUGCCUCCAGUCUUUUGGGAUUCCACGAGCGAGCCUCCACUCUACUGGCGCCUUCGAGACUUGCGUACAUAAUGAACGGCAUUGGCGAAAUGAUGUCCGCGGCAGUUGUUUGGCGAUGGCAGUCGGAAAGAAAUGCAGCCGGCGGAGCGGCAGUGGGCAGUGCAGCAGAUAGGCUGGCCACACUGCGGCAUUGCCUUGCUGCACUGCAGCUCCCUCACGACGGGCUCCAUGCGGCGCAUGCUUAUCUACACUUGCUUGCAUGCACGCCGGAGGAAAUAAUAGCGUCUGUCCGCGAGAGGGGGCCACAGUUUUCAGAAUUGGAAUAUCUAAACGCGUUCAAAGUGAUCGGGGCACGGCGAUCGCUGUCAGCGGCGGAUAUGCGCGCGCAGCUUAAGCAGCUGUCUGCUGCUUUGGGCCAUGUUGAUAAUGUUUUUAAAUAUUUGGAUAGCGAGAGAUCCACUGAACAUGAGAAAUUAAAGUUGAUUGUAAAAGAUUACUGCUUCAUGGAAGCUCAACAGGAUGUAGCUUUACAAGCUCUGGAUAUAGCAAAGGCAAAAGUAGAUACAACAAAUGUAGAUAAACUAGAUGAUGUAUUUGAUGCAAACCUGGAUAACAUGGCUGGACAGAGGCUUAAUACAGACAUACAUCCCUACAUGACAGAAUUUAACAACAGGAUUCAGAGGGGCCUACAAUCUGCUAGAAAUAAUUUGGAUGAUUCAGACAUAGCGAUCACAGAAUCUCAAACUACAUAUAACGACCCAUUCACUAAGAAAGCUAUAACAGAUCCCGUGAGGAACUCAUUAUGUGGUCACAUCUAUGAGCGAGAAGUCAUUAUGAACAUCAUACAGAAGAAGAAUAUGAAAUGUCCAGUUGCUGGUUGCGGGAAUCGAGAACCAAUUCUCCAGGAUCACUUAAUAUCAGACGAUGAAUUAAGAUUUCGGAUGACAAUAACUCAGCACUCGACGCUUAUCCAUGAUCGGACGGCCAUAGAACUCAAUGAUACUACAUGA
This is a messenger RNA of Leptosia nina, 3273 nucleotides long. The record is from the annotation of a GenBank genome assembly. Lineage: Eukaryota; Metazoa; Arthropoda; Insecta; Lepidoptera; Pieridae.